Myxocyprinus asiaticus (Chinese sucker) is the source of this 972-nucleotide messenger RNA. Its product is annotated as ribosome maturation protein SBDS-like. The coding region runs from base 79 to 948 and encodes 289 amino acids. The record is from RefSeq and is a predicted model, not a curated record. The transcript is spliced from 6 exons. Gene Ontology annotation, biological process: ribosome biogenesis; cytosolic ribosome assembly. NCBI's taxonomy places the organism in Eukaryota, Metazoa, Chordata, Actinopteri, Cypriniformes, Catostomidae.
AUCGUUUGACUUUGUCAAGAAAGACUCGAUGAAGAGACACAGCAGAGAAGAAUCACGUUGAACUAAAGGGAGUCAAACAUGUCAAUAUUCACACCAACUAACCAGAUCAGAUUAACAAAUGUCGCCGUCGUGCGGAUGAAGAAAGGAGGGAAAAGAUUUGAAAUAGCCUGUUAUAAAAACAAAGUGAUGAGUUGGAGAUCUGGAGCUGAGAAAGACCUCGAUGAAGUCCUGCAGACGAACACCGUGUUUGUAAAUGUGUCUAAGGGUCAAGUGGCAAAGAAAGAUGACCUGAAAGCUUUUGGCACAGAAGAUCUGACAGAAAUAUGCAAACAGAUUUUAUCUAAAGGAGAACUACAGGUAUCAGACAAGGAGCGUCACAGUCAGCUGGAACAGAUGUUUCGAGAUAUCGCAACAAUUGUGGCUGAAAAAUGUGUGAAUCCUGAGACCAAACGGCCCUACACAGUGAACCUAAUAGAGCGAGCGAUGAAGGAUAUUCACUACUCCGUUAAAGCAAACAAAAGCACUAAACAGCAGGCACUUGAGGUCAUCAAACAACUGAAGGAAUCAAUUCAGAUCCAGAGAGCUCAUAUGCGGGUACGCUGCGUCUGGCCAGCCAAGGAUGGGAAGAGACUGAAAGAAAAGCUCAAAUCAUUAAUAAAGGUGGUGGAAAGCGAAGACUUUGAUGAUGAGCUUGAGAUGGUACAGAUUCCUGAAGAUACUGCUGAAGUUUCUGCUGGAUUCAGUGUGACAAUACUGUGGCUGGGUGAGAAAAAGGAGGACUUAAAGCAGACGUCACAGACGUCCAAGCUGGAUAAAAAAGUGUGUUUGAUUGAUCCAGGCUGUUUCCGUGAGAUUGAUGAGCUCAUCCGCUGUGAGACUAAAGGAAAGGGAGCUCUGGAGGUGCUCAGUCUCAAAGAUGUGGAAGAAGGAGACGAAAGACUAGAAUAACCUCUGCAUCCUCACCUUCUUUAA